Messenger RNA from Botrytis byssoidea, 195 nucleotides. RefSeq lists its product as uncharacterized. The record is from RefSeq and is a predicted model, not a curated record. Bases 1 to 195 code for a protein of 64 amino acids. The transcript has 2 exons. NCBI's taxonomy places the organism in Eukaryota, Fungi, Ascomycota, Leotiomycetes, Helotiales, Sclerotiniaceae.
AUGGCUUCCGCUAUUGGUGAACAGGAGGGAGUUGAGUGGACUGAAUCACUUCUAACGAGUGUGGCUGAAAUCUCAGGAGCAAGACCUCGCAUUACAAUUGAUGAUGACGAAAGGAGUACUCCGACAGUCAAUCUUGUAACGAAGUGUUUCGGCGCUGGAUAUGAAAAUCUGGUACUUUCUAUGGAAGAGAGUUAG